Rhizoctonia solani is the source of this 564-nucleotide messenger RNA. RefSeq lists its product as uncharacterized. NCBI's taxonomy places the organism in Eukaryota, Fungi, Basidiomycota, Agaricomycetes, Cantharellales, Ceratobasidiaceae. The record is from RefSeq and is a predicted model, not a curated record. The coding region runs from base 1 to 564 and encodes 187 amino acids. The transcript has a single exon.
AUGUUCUCCAAGAUCUUUUCUCGUGCUCAGCCCCAGACUCACAAACUGCCCGUUCGUCCGCUGCGAUUACCGCACGUUGUUGCCGCUCACGAGAGACACCAUUCGACUAUCAUCAUGCAAACCAUGACGAGCAGAGCUUUGUAUGCCCAGACAGACGAGGGACACACUCCUGCCUGGAAAGAAUUUCAACCAACGCGGGGGACAGAUAUCUGGGCAUCCUUCAUAGCUAGCCUCUCGACCAUCGUCACAUGGGCACUAUCCACCCUCACCCGUCGAAACUCGCUUCAUUCGUCCUCGAACAACAACACGGCCACUCUGCCCAAAAACAAGUCCCUCCGAAACGACGAAGACCUCAUUCGUCGAGCGCUCGAACAAACGGGAACACGGACGGUCCGGUUCUAUGAUGAAAAGCUCGAGUGUCAUGAUUUUCAUCCCGGCCAUAUACAAAGACACGAGUCCAUUGUUGAGCUUUCUCCGCGUUCGCUUGGGGCGGCUGGUUGGACUGCUGCUGCUCGUGGAGCUCAUGCGCGUACGGAGAUCCCGAGUCCUCCGAUGGCGCGAUGA